Molecule: messenger RNA, 4656 nt
Organism: Salvelinus namaycush (lake trout)
Lineage: Eukaryota; Metazoa; Chordata; Actinopteri; Salmoniformes; Salmonidae
Gene: camk2b1
Product: calcium/calmodulin-dependent protein kinase (CaM kinase) II beta 1
Exons: 20
Coding region: 239-1831 (530 amino acids)
Biological process (GO): protein phosphorylation
Cellular component (GO): neuron projection; cytoplasm
Molecular function (GO): ATP binding; calmodulin binding; calcium/calmodulin-dependent protein kinase activity
Source: RefSeq, a predicted model, not a curated record
ACGAUACAGUACACUACAGUAGAAAAUAGUGGGGGAGACGAGAGUCAAUAACCACCUUAGACGCACACCUGCCAUCCUUAUCAAACCAUAACCUAUCGGCUGCCGUAUUAGGGUAUCUUUGAGUCGCCUGCAGCGCAGAAAGAGUACUCAUAUUUUGGGAAGAAUUUGGCUACAUACCGCGCAGGAGGAUCAUAUCAAGCAAAGGAGCAGCCGUGAGAGAAGCACGAGAUACGGAGACAUGGCUGUGACAACCUGUACACGAUUCACGGACGAAUUUCAGCUAUAUGAAGAGCUGGGAAAAGGAGCCUUUUCAGUGGUGCGCAGAUGUGUCAAGCUGUGUACUGGACAGGAAUAUGCCGCCAAAAUAAUCAACACCAAAAAGCUAUCUGCAAGAGAUCAUCAGAAGCUAGAGAGAGAGGCCCGUAUUUGUCGCCUGCUCAAGCACUCCAACAUCGUUCGUCUUCAUGACAGUAUAUCAGAGGAAGGCUUCCACUAUCUCCUGUUUGACUUGGUGACUGGAGGGGAGCUGUUCGAGGACAUCGUAGCCAGAGAGUACUACAGUGAGGCUGAUGCCAGUCAUUGCAUCCAGCAGAUCCUGGAGGCGGUGCUACACUGCCAUCAAAUGGGCGUGGUGCACCGAGACCUGAAGCCAGAGAACCUGCUCCUGGCCAGCAAAUGCAAGAAUGCUGCCGUCAAGCUGGCUGACUUUGGCCUGGCCAUCGAGGUACAGGGGGAUCAGCAAGCCUGGUUUGGAUUUGCUGGCACACCGGGAUACCUGUCCCCUGAGGUUCUGAGAAAGGAGGCAUAUGGCAAACCUGUGGACAUCUGGGCCUGCGGGGUGAUCCUGUAUAUCCUGCUGGUGGGCUACCCUCCCUUCUGGGACGAGGACCAGCACAAACUGUACCAACAGAUUAAAGCCGGGGCAUACGAUUUUCCCUCCCCAGAGUGGGACACAGUCACUCCAGAGGCUAAGAACCUGAUUAACCAGAUGUUGACCAUCAACCCUGCCAAGAGGAUCACCGCCCAGGAGGCCCUCAAACACCCAUGGGUCUGCCAACGUUCUACAGUGGCAUCCAUGAUGCACAGACAGGAGACCGUGGAGUGCCUGAAGAAAUUCAACGCCAGGAGGAAACUCAAGGGGGCCGUUCUCACGGCUAUGCUGGUUUCACGGAACUUCUCUGUCGGCUGUCGCUCCACCGCUCCAAUCAGUAUCACUGCCGCUGCGGCAGCUGCAUCCGCGGCAGCGGGCUCCACCACUGGGCUGGUGGAACAAGCCAAAAGUUUGCUCAACAAGAAGGCAGAUGUCAAGACACCACAGACAAACAGCACCAAAAACAGCAUAGUCACCAGCCCUAAAGGAAACGUCCCUACUCCUGUUCUGGAGUCAUCUGACAGCAGCAACACUGUGGAGGACGAAGAUGUCAAAGCACGCAAACAAGAGAUCAUCAAGAUCACUGAACAGCUGAUCGAGGCUGUCAACAAUGGAGACUUCGAGGCAUACGCUAAGAUCUGUGAUCCUGGUCUGACCUCCUUUGAACCUGAGGCCCUGGGCAACCUGGUGGAGGGAAUGGACUUCCACAGAUUCUACUUUGAGAACCUCCUGUCUAAGAACAGUAAGCCUAUCCACACCACAAUCCUGAAUCCCCACGUCCACCUGAUUGGAGAGGACGCUGCCUGCAUCGCCUACAUCCGCCUCACUCAAUUCGUUGAUGGCCAGGGCCAUCCGCGCUCCAGCCAAUCAGAGGAGACUAGGGUAUGGCACCGCCGGGACUCCAAGUGGCAGAACGUUCACUUCCACUGCUCGGGUGCGCCUGCCGCGCCACUCCAGUGAGGAGUAGAAUGCCAUAGCCACAUCUAAUACGAGUGCUCUGCUGGAGAGAGAGAGAGGGAGAGGGAGAUCAAGUCCAGUGUCGGGUGGCUCUGAGUCCGCAGCGCCAGACGCCUCCCACACUAGUUCCUUGCAUGCAUCUCUUUUUUACGACUGCCUGUCGCCACCCGUCACUGUACCCACUAACAACCAUCUCAACAACCAACCAACCAUCCGACAACAAUCUAUUGUUUUUCCAACAACAACCCCCUUCUCCCCCUCAAGCCCAAACUUUGGACAGUUCACGUUUUGCCCCUUUUCUCCAACCCCAACUCCUCCAACACAACCACUGGCUAAUAUUGGGCUGUGGGUAGGGAGUGUUUCAAGGGGUAUGAUGGGGGGUGUUGGGGUGUUUUCUUGGCCGCAUUGUGCAUUUGAUUCUUUGUCUUAUGUCACAUGAUGUUCCCUCUUCUUCCUCUUGUGAAUCUUCACUUGUGUUGGGUAACACUACACAGGAAAUACAGUAUGUAAAGUUUUAAGUCAAAUCUAUUAUUAUUAUGAUUAUUACUAUUACACAAUUGAAAUUGUAUAUGUAAUUUGUAUAAUUCAAAUGAUUGAUGCCAGUGGUUUCUAGAGUUGAAGGAAAUCUUUAGUUUUCUCUAUCUUUUUAAGGAAGCAUGUUGUUUUUCAAUAUUCACAGUGGCUGUUUUCUAUUGUGGCUUUUAAGUGACAAAAUGGUAUUGGCAGUUUUUGUAUAAGCUCCUUGCAUUUAAUCUAUUCUAUUAUACUAGACCAAAGCUCAUGUUUAAGAAAAACAACGUUGGGGAGGAGGGGGGUGUUUGACGUGGUGUGGAGGAAGCGAGUGUGUGAAUGUUAGAAGUGUGUGCGUGUGUGUUUCUGUGCGUACGUGUGUGUGUGUGUGUGUGUAUGUGUGUGUGUGUGGAACCAAGUACAUGGGAUUAUUAGUCCACAGGUGGCCGGUUUGAUCAACUGGUUUGAAUUUUCAGCUUUGUAAUGUGAAUAGCUGGAAAGGGGAUUGGCUUGGUUUGGUGUCUUCCGUCGUCUGGUCACAAUCAACUGUACGAAAUGAGAUUCAACAGUAACAGAAGCUUUUAUUGUAUUUCACAUUAAUCAUGUUUUUGCCUUUGUUGUGUUUAUUAUUAUUAUUAACAUAUCUCAGAGGAUAGACCUACUGGUUCUCUCUUAGUGUGGUGUGUGGGAAGGCUCUGUGAUCCCCAGUGCUCCCGGUGGUUCGAUUAGAUAUUGCAGUACACUGCACUGCACCUCCUGCACUGCACUGCACACACUGCAAAUGAGGCCUCUAUAGAAUUUUACAGCCGCUAUAGAACAAGUGAAUAAACAAUAACACAGCAGUAUUAUGCUAUAGUGUCCAUACAUAUCAGCUUCACUACUUAUUAUUCAACAUCUUAAAACAGUUUUGCAGUCUCUUUUAAACAGUACCAGUACCUAUAACACCUCUCACAUCUCAUCUUUCUGUACAGGUAUACUUUAUAGAACCUUUGGUGAGGAGAGAUGAAGCCUUUACACACUUAAAUCCAUACUGCGUCGCAAGGUGCAACUGUCCAUUCUCUCACACGUCAACCUUGAGCCAGUUGCACUCUGAACCUAUAUAAAAUCUGGAAACUGCAUCACUACUGAGGUCGUGCAUUGCAUAGAGCCGUGCCUAGGGCUCCAUGCCUGUUUAAUAUGUUUAGUGGGGUUUAAUGGAGAGCUAACAGGCAAGGCUGUUGGUUUGGAGAGAUGUGGGCCUGUGCAGUCUGCAGGUAGCAGGUGUUUUUAGUGGUGAGGUCAAGUACAUGUGUGGGUGUUUACUUUGCAUACACCUUGUCCCUCUGUCCUGUGGUCUCUAGUUGUUGCUGCUCAUUUUAGAGUGGAGAAAUGUGACUGAGGUCUCAGGGUAUCCAGAAGACUGUGUGUAAAAGGGGAUAGCUCCUGUGUUGGUUUUCCACAUGAUGGAGAUUUUAGAGGAGAGAGAGGCUUUAUUUCAGCGGUCCUAUCAGUCCUCUGCCUUCAGUCCACGACUUACAGUUGUUAUGAUUUUUAUGUAUAUUAUUAUAUUUUCACAUUUGUAAUAUCAUCUUCAUUGACUUGUGUUACUAUUGCAUGUUAUUGACUAGUGUUACUACUCAUUGUGUUUGUGCCAGCGAGAGAUGGACAGGUGGAUUUACAUGUUAUAGGAAGAGAUGGCUUCACACACCCAUGUAUAUGUAUAUGAAGAAAAAUCAGCUCUGGAGUGUUUGGUAAUGUUGCAGGCCGACUAUAUCACAGUCGUUGCAUUUCAUCAACAGAUGGUUUGCGUGUCACAUCGUGGACUGUGCAGUCGGGUAUCCGAUUACUAUAAUAUAUUAUAGGAUGGGGUUAGCUGAUAUGUUAAAUGCCUAUCCAGACGUUGUGAGAUCUGUCAGGCGUCUGCAACAUAUAGCUAGCCAGGAAGUUGAUCGAAGUUUCACAUUUUGGAUCUAAGUGAGUGUUUUUUUUUUGCCGUCCUACCACCAUAGUUGCUAUGCCUGCCUGUGAUUGGCUGCCUUUGGAAGUGUCUCAUCACUAUUGGCCCGACAAUUUUGACCAUCUCAAUGGAUAGUGAGGCGGUCAGCCGGUUGGUUAGUCCUCAGGUUUAUAUUUAUUUUAUUAUUUAUUUAUUUAUUUUAUUGGUCAGUUAUGUGCUUUUUCUUCAAUGUUUUAUUUAGUUUUCCCCUCGAUAUACAGCUCACGUAAAUGUUAAAUUACUCUCUGUUGCAUUGUGAUUUGGGGCGUCAGGUAACCUAGUGGUUAGAGCGUUGGGCCAGUAACCGGAAGGUUGCUGGAUUGAAUCCCCGAGCUGACAAGGU